Colletotrichum paranaense is the source of this 882-nucleotide messenger RNA. RefSeq names its product adenylate kinase. Bases 1 to 882 code for a protein of 293 amino acids. Gene Ontology annotation, biological process: nucleobase-containing compound metabolic process. The record is from RefSeq and is a predicted model, not a curated record. Lineage: Eukaryota; Fungi; Ascomycota; Sordariomycetes; Glomerellales; Glomerellaceae. The transcript has 4 exons. Gene Ontology annotation, cellular component: mitochondrion; cytoplasm. Gene Ontology annotation, molecular function: ATP binding; AMP kinase activity.
AUGAGCAGUCUCGUUGAGGAAGCAGUCAAGAAGCUGACCAACACGGUCGAGAGCCUCGAGUCCAGAAUCAAGUCUCUGGAGGACCGCGCAGCUGGCGGCUCCGGCAAGCUCUCCACCGAGGAGGUUCGCAUGAUCCUCAUCGGCCCCCCCGGUGCCGUCGUACUGAUGAUGGUAUUCCGCACAGGCAAGGGCACUCAAGCCCCCAAGAUCAAGGAGAAGUUCAACUGCUGCCACUUGAUCAUUUCUAAUCGACCAUCACACUCGCAGGCCACUGGCGACAUGCUGCGAUCCCAGGUCGCCAAGAAGACUCCGCUCGGCCGGGAAGCUAAGAAGAUCAUGGACCAGGGCGGUCUGGUCAGCGACGACAUCGUCAUUGGCAUGAUCAAGGAGGAGCUCGACAACAACAAGGAGUGCAAGGGAGGCUUCAUCCUUGACGGUUUCCCUCGUACCGUCCCCCAGGCCGAGGGUCUCGAUACCAUGCUCAAGGCUCGCAACCAGACGCUUCAGCACGCCGUUGAGCUCCAGAUCGACGACUCAUUGCUCGUCGCUCGUAUCACUGGCCGCCUCGUCCACCCCGCCAGCGGUCGCAGCUACCACAGCACCUUCAACCCUCCCAAGGAGUACAUGAAGGACGACAUCACCGGCGAGCCCCUCAUCCAGCGCAGCGACGACAACGCCGAGGCCCUGAAGAAGCGCCUUGCCACCUACCACGCCCAGACCGCCCCCGUCGUCAAUUACUACAAGCAGAACGGUAUCUGGAAGGGUCUCGACGCGUCGCAGCAGCCCGGCCAGGUAUGGAAAAACAUGCUUGAGGUCUUUGACGAGCAGCGCAAGGGUGGCCACGCCUCCGGCAUUCUGAGCCGCAUUGCCGGAAAGAACUAA